AUGAGUGGCAACUCAUUCAAAGAUCUAGUAUAAAGAGGAAAUGAUGACGUUUGCGAGACUUGCAAAGUUUAGUACACACAAAAGGAUUAUCAUUAUUUGAUAAGUAGCAAUUCAACUUAGACUGAUUAAAACACCACUGUCACUCUUUAAAAUAAUAAAAGCGACAGUAAUGUUACUUCUUCUCCUCAAAAAGUUGAUUCACCAACGAAUUCUACUUCUCAAGCCAGUUUAUCUAAGGAUAACACAAACUAAACUGACAAUGCUACCAUUGCAGCUACUUCCGUUUAAUAAAAUAUUACCAUUGAGGGUAACGGUGAAUCAAAACCAGAAAACGAAACAUUGAGGUAACCUAUAAAUUUUUCAACAAAGGAUACAAAUGAAUUAAUAAGACCUAGAAAUCCAUCAUCAUCUAAAUAUUGGAUUCCUGAUGUUGAAAGACAGAGGUCAUAGAUAUCGAGAAGUUUAAAACUUUCUUAAUUACUCGAGAGUAAAUAUGCUGAUUAUUGA
This is a messenger RNA of Stylonychia lemnae, 507 nucleotides long. Lineage: Eukaryota; Ciliophora; Spirotrichea; Sporadotrichida; Oxytrichidae. The record is from the annotation of a GenBank genome assembly.